This is a messenger RNA of Aspergillus alliaceus, 2328 nucleotides long. Its product is annotated as sugar porter family MFS transporter. Gene Ontology annotation, cellular component: membrane. NCBI's taxonomy places the organism in Eukaryota, Fungi, Ascomycota, Eurotiomycetes, Eurotiales, Aspergillaceae. The record is from RefSeq and is a predicted model, not a curated record. The coding region runs from base 601 to 2193 and encodes 530 amino acids. Gene Ontology annotation, biological process: transmembrane transport; carbohydrate transport. The transcript is spliced from 4 exons. Gene Ontology annotation, molecular function: carbohydrate:proton symporter activity.
ACGGCGCGACUCGCCUAAAGGAUCCCGUAGAUGGGGGAGGUCUAUCGUAUUAGGAGUCGAGAAACAUCCACUCCGCUUGCCAAGUUCCAGAAUCAUUCGACGUCCGUGGUUUGCCUGAGCCUCGGCCAUAUGUACCUUCUUUCCUCGAACCAAUCAUUCGUAGUAUCUUCGUGCAAACCUCCUCCACUUCCCACGCCGUCGAACGUUCGUCUUCUCCAGACUCGGGGCUAUGGCGUGGAGAGAGACACAUAUCCUAGGGCUAGGGCCGAAAUUACCAAAUAAUCCCUCAUGCAGACUACACCAGCAGCUUCUAGCCUGAUCCCGUGCCCUCAAUUGGUCGUAAAUGCGGGAUAGCGCUGGUUUCGGCCGGCUCCCUAAUGAAGUUUUUCCCCCAUGAUGACCGGAUACGGUCAAGGUUGGCUGUUGUGGCCUUCGGCCUGGAGGAGUACAAAAACUAGUCCACGGCCCCUUCCCCAUGGAGAUCGUCUAUCUCAUUCUUCUCUCCGCUUGUCAUUCCUGCUCCCUCUUCUCUCUCGACUUCUAGCGAAACUCUUUCUCAUAGACUGAUACUCGACUCAUUUCUGCUUGCCCUCCUUCACGAUGGGCCUCAUGCUAAAGAAGCCAGAUGAUGCAGUGGGUUCGGCUGCCCCUGCCAUCCUUAUUGGCUUGUUUGUGGCCUUUGGUGGUGUUCUGUUUGGUUAUGAUACCGGCACCAUCAGUGGCAUUCUGGCCAUGAAAUACUGGCGUCAGCUGUUCUCCACCGGCUAUAUCAACCCUAAUGACAACUUCCCCGAUGUGACCUCCUCUCAAUCCUCCAUGAUCGUGUCUCUGCUGUCUGCGGGCACUUUCUUCGGCGCUCUGGGUGCCGCCCCCGUUGCUGAUUACUUCGGUCGUCGCAUUGCUAUGAUCAUCGACUCAUUCGUCUUCUGCUUCGGUGUUAUUCUCCAGACUGCCGCCACAUCCAUCCCACUGUUUGUUGCCGGAAGAUUUUUCGCCGGCUUCGGUGUCGGUUUGCUCUCCGCAACCGUCCCUCUGUACCAGUCCGAGACCGCUCCCAAGUGGAUUCGCGGUACCAUCGUCGGUGCCUACCAGCUGGCCAUCACCAUUGGCUUGCUGCUUGCUGCCAUCGUGAACAAUUCCACCAAGGACCGUUGGGAUACUGGCUGCUACCGUAUCCCGGUUGCUGUUCAGUUUGCCUGGGCUAUCAUCCUGGUUGUCGGUAUGCUCCUGCUCCCGGAGACACCUCGCUUCUUGAUCAAGAAGGACAGGCACGAAGCUGCUGCCAAGGCUCUCUCGCGCCUUCGUCGCAUCGAUGUCAACGAUCCCGCCAUUGUGGAGGAACUCGCUGAGAUCCAGGCCAACCAUGAAUAUGAACUCAGUGUGGGCAGUGCCAGCUACCUGGAAAUCCUUCGUGGUAGCAUCGGCAAGAGACUUGCUACUGGUUGUGCCGUUCAGGCUUUGCAGCAGCUGGCUGGUGUUAACUUCAUCUUCUACUACGGGACAACCUUUUUCGAACACUCCGGUAUCAAGGACGGAUUCAUCAUCACCUUGAUCACUAACAUUGUCAACGUUGUCUCGACCUUCCCGGGUCUCUACAUGGUCGAGAAAUGGGGUCGUCGUCCUCUUCUCAUGUUUGGAGCUGUCGGCAUGUGUGUCUGCCAGUUUAUCGUCGCCAUCGUUGGAACUGCCACAUCCUCCGAUGUCUCCAACAAGGUGCUGAUCGCCUUCGUCUGCGUCUACAUUUUCUUCUUCGCUUCCUCCUGGGGCCCCGUCGCUUGGGUUGUGACCGGCGAACUCUUCCCCCUCAAGGCUCGUGCCAAGUGUCUCUCAAUUACGACGGCCACCAACUGGCUCCUCAACUGGGCCAUCGCUUACGCCACCCCCUACAUGGUUAACUCGGGCCCGGGUAAUGCCAACCUGCAGUCCAAGGUGUUCUUUAUCUGGGGAGGCUUCUGCAUGAUUGCCGGUGUUUUCGUCUACACUUGUAUCUAUGAGACCAAGGGUCUUUCGCUGGAGCAGGUUGACGAGCUCUACGCCAAGAUCCCCGUGGCAUGGCGCUCCAAGGAAUUUGUCCCGUCCGUUAACUACGUCGACGUCCGUGACGUUGCUGCGGGCAAAGGUAAAGCCGACCUCAAUGAGCUGGAGGCUGAUGCCCAAGCCAAGCGUGGUUUGGAGCAUGUUGAGAAGGCUUAGAAGCAUAAUUUGGCGUUUGUCAAUUGGGUUUUGCGGUCUUGGUUAGAGGUGUUUUUUUUUUUUUUUUAUCCUGUGCGCUUCCAUAACAGCCUUUAUACCUAGCGAGUGGUUGUUUGCAAUUUUACUCUGGUCACG